Saccostrea cuccullata (small rock oyster) is the source of this 7874-nucleotide messenger RNA. Its product is annotated as phosphatidylinositol 4-phosphate 3-kinase C2 domain-containing subunit alpha-like. The record is from RefSeq and is a predicted model, not a curated record. The transcript has 39 exons. Gene Ontology annotation, biological process: phosphatidylinositol 3-kinase/protein kinase B signal transduction; cell migration; phosphatidylinositol-mediated signaling. Gene Ontology annotation, molecular function: phosphatidylinositol binding; 1-phosphatidylinositol-3-kinase activity; 1-phosphatidylinositol-4-phosphate 3-kinase activity. Bases 138 to 5711 code for a protein of 1857 amino acids. NCBI's taxonomy places the organism in Eukaryota, Metazoa, Mollusca, Bivalvia, Ostreida, Ostreidae. Gene Ontology annotation, cellular component: phosphatidylinositol 3-kinase complex; plasma membrane; cytoplasm.
GCGGAAGUGGGAUGAGUGAAAAAGUGAUAACAAAACUGAAACAAACAUGUGAAGAAAGAAACUACUUUGAUUCAUCUAUUAACAACGUUGUGGAGGAAAACCACUAGUGGAGGUUGUGUGUACAGCUUACCAUCAGAAUGCAGUUUAAUCCAACCCCGGGGCAGAAUAACAUUGGGUACCCCCAGCAGGUCCCACAGAAUAACAUAGGGUACCCCCGACAGGUCCCAGCCAGGCAGGGAGGGGGCAUUCCAGCCCCCCAUCAAUCAAAUUGUCAGAGAUCCAGUGGACAUGGAACUGUCUUUUCCCACAAUGCCUUGGCUCCACCAGGAAUAGGAUGGAAUAUCUCCGGAUUCAACCAACAGCAAUCACCAUGGGGACAGAGAAGUGUCUCACCUUUCUCGAACCAAACCAAUCCAUUCAAUGAUAAUUUUGUUCCAAAUAGUACAUCUGUGAGUGCAUCAAGCAGCACUCAAAGCUUCAAUAGCAGAAGUGCUACACAGUUGCAAAGGCAUUUACCGACGGGGCUUAAAACUUCUGCCAAGGAUACAGGUUUCAGUUCCCCAUUAAUAACUCUCUCACCUGAAAAUACUCUACAGCGUAAUAAGGAUGGUAAAGCGGAGACUUCCACUUACAGCAUGGAUCUUGAGGGACUAGAUUUUACCGCCCCGAGUUCAAAUUUAGGUGCUCAAAAACCUCUUAGUUCUUCAACUGAGGAAAUGUCAUCUAGCACUCAAAAGUCAGUGUACCCAGAUUAUAGCCAUGUGUUUAAUGAAAUUCGAAGGGAACAAAAUGUAAAUAAUGUGACACAGUUAAAUUCUUGUUACAAUAUGAACCCCCCUAAAACUUCAAAUGUUAAUUAUUUGAAUCCCACUAAAACACAAACUGUGACUUCCACUGUUAACUAUGGAUGGCAUACGUCAUAUCUGUCGGGAAAUGGUCAGCAAAAUUCUGGGAAUAAAUUGGAGUUGUCAUGGCAAGGGAAUUCAGGGACUCAGUCCAAGAGCCGCUUUUCUAGUUAUCAGCCUACGUUUAGGUCCAACUGGACUUACCAGAGUCCACGUCCAACGUACAAUGCGUGGGGAUAUAAUCCAAGCUUUAUCAUGCCAGCAGCAUCACCAACAUUGUUUCCAUCUUUAUCCCAAGUCUCUAGUAGCAGUGACUUUGAUGAUUUGCGUUCUCGUAAAGAAGAAGAAACCGAAGAGGAGGAGUCCGAUAUUUUUGAAAAUGAAAUCAUACCACAGAGAGAUUUUGUGGAAGAGAACCAGUCUCGUUCUAGGACUUCUAGUGAUUUAAUCGAAUUCGAAGAGCCAGAAGAACAGGAGUACAUGUCAUUGGAUUUAUUUGAUCCUCUAUAUUCUAGAACUCGUAGGGAGUCGAUUAUUUAUCGGAGAAACUCUAUCUCAGGGGAAAACGAUGUGUUAAAAAAUACUGAAGGUCACGUGGAUUUUUCUGAAUUGGAGCGUCCACAGACAGGACUGUAUCCCGCUAUUCCAGAGGAAGCCAAAGAUUCGGAAACUUCUCGGGAAAGUGUUUAUAGACCUGAGCGUAGUGAUACGUUGUCUAGCACUGAUGCUCUGGAACUAUUUUUGAGAUCUAGUCAUGUGGAGGAACAGGUAGAAGAAACCAAGCCCGACAUCCCAGAACGUCCACCUCCAGUAUUGCCAAGAACAGCAUCGACUCAUGAGGGACCAUAUGAGAAACUUCAUAAACGAGUGUUUGUUGAUGAAGAGUCCGAGACAUUUAGUCAGAUGGUGUCCAAAUUGAAGUCAAAAUUUAGUUCCAAAGACCCCUCGGUCAACAGAGGUUAUGUCGUAAGUGCGUUUUGUGAAAUACAGCAGCCCUCCAUGUCUGUCAAGAUUUCCAUUCAUUCUGAUUACUCGGUGGAUCCUGUCAUCUUUACAUGUGAUGUUCAUUGUAAUGUAGAGCAUGUGAUUGGUAAUGUCCUGUAUAAUCAUAUACAGUCCGAGGGCUGCAGUGCGGAAGACUUUGUCCUUAAAGUUUAUGAUAAAUCGGAGUAUCUACUCAAUGAUCACCCCCUGUCAGAAUAUGAGUAUGUCCACAAUUGUCUGAAGCUUGAUAAAGACAUCAGAUUUAUCAUGCUGAGAAAACAGGAUAUUCCUUUACCAUUCCUUAGAACAACAGAUGAUGAUGAUCAGUUUCUGGUGUUUCCUAAAGACUAUGUGUCAGCUUCAGAAGGAGUGGUAUCACAGAUACAGCUAGAGACUCUUAUGAACACUUUCUAUAGAGAAUUAGAAAGCCUAAUGGAUCAUAUAUUAAAGAACAGUAUAGCCCAGAUUCACACCACAGGAUUAAGCCAGUCUGUGAAGGCUAUCUGUACCAUACUAGCUAACAUUCAGACUAUUGAGGUCACCAGGUGUCUGAAGAGGGCAGAGGACAUAUUUCAACAAAUGCUAGAGAAUCAGAAACAACAAGGUGAAGGCUCAGCUUACAGAGGAACCCAGGCAGCCAUCAGCAUUGCUACUCACUCGUCACUGGUACAGGAGAUACAGGAAAUGCUAGAACAGCUGAUAAAAGCUGUCAAUCAGCUGGUCAAGAUGUACUGCACCGCCUUCCACACUGAUUUCAUGCUGGGAUCACCAGUCAAAAAGAGCUAUAGUGAGAAAUAUGCAACAAAAGUUGAAGACGAUUUUAUCCUUCAUAUAGCCACUGCUCAUAGAAUACCCACAGAAUGGAUUCAAAGGUAUGAUGAAUACAAGGUUGUAUGCUCACUUCAUCAUGGAAGCAGGAAAAUUGGAGAUGAUGUUGUAUCACAAACAACAACCAAUCAGAAGGACCUAUGUGAUUUACUCAACUGGGAUCAGUGGUUGAGUUUUAAGGAUGUUUCUGUCAGUAAGUUACCCAGAGAGACACGACUUUGUGUGACUCUGUGUGGCAUGAAAGGUAUGCAGAGUACACAAAACAAUGAGGCUUCUAAAGUGUUGAUGGCUCUAGGCGGGGUCACCAUGCAGCUGUACAACCAGAAGGGGUACUUGAUCCAAGGCAGUCAGCUGGUUCCUCUGAAGAUGAACAUGCUUGCUGAUCCUUUCAGUCCUUACUGUUCAGUGUUAGAUAAAGACACAGUACUAUUACAAAUAAAUCUGCCAGAUUGGGGAGAAAAUAUUGUGUUUCCAGACGUUCUUCCAAAAAGUGGAAGUGAUAGGAAAAGUUUUGGGCAACUUUUGCCAGAAAUCCAGGAUAUUGUUGAUGGAGUACUGGAGAAAGAUUGUAUAUCAUCCUGUCAAGCAGACGAGCUGGAGAUUUUGUGGAGAUAUAGGCAUUAUUUGUACGAGCAUCCUCAGUUGUUGCCAUGGAUAAUACAGGGAUCUAAGGACUGGGAUUAUUAUCAGCUGGCUGAUAUCAGUGGGCUGUUACGGGAUUGGACUGUCCUAGAUCCCAUGCAGGCUCUGGAGCUUCUCCUUCCACAGUUCCCUGAUAGCAGAGUUCGUGAAUUUGCUGUCGAUUGUCUGCAUAAAAUCAAAUCAGAUGAGAUUGUGGACUUCUUACCUCAGCUUAUUCAGGCAUUGAAAUAUGAAAGUUACCAUGCAUCUCCCUUAGCUUGGCUCCUGUUAGAACGAGCAAGUUCAAGUGUAAGAUUUGCUCAUCAGCUGUUCUGGUUACUGAAAGGUACGGCGGCCCAGGACACCACAUACAAGCGUAGGUACGAGCUGAUGUUUGUGGCGCUGAUUAACGUGGCAGGAGAUCUUCUGUACCAAGAAUUCCGCAAACAGGAAGUCAUGGUGAAAAUUCUAACCACCAUGGGGGAGAAAGUCCAAGUAGCCAAGGAUAAAGAGAAUACUCUAAAGAGAGAAUCCCAGCAUUUACAGGAGUUCUUUGAUGAGAGAGGCAGUUGUUUGUUACCGUAUGAUCCAGGUCUAUGUGUCACGGGAGUGGAUCUAAAGUCAUGUUCCUAUUUUACAUCCAAUGCAGUACCAUUGAAGUUGGUGUUUAGAAAUCCCAACAUCAGAGCAGAUCCAGUCUAUGUCAUGUUCAAAGUUGGAGAUGAUUUAAGACAGGACAUGUUAACAAUGCAGAUGAUCAAAAUAAUGGAUAGACUUUGGCUGAAGGCUGGGUUGGAUCUUAAAAUCAUUACAUUUGCUUGUUUGGCCACUGGACCUAAAAAAGGUUUGGUAGAACUGAUCACAGAGUCAGAAACUCUUAGGAAAAUACAAGUACAGGCAGGAGUUACAGGUUCAUUCAAGGAUCGACCAAUCAAAGAGUGGUUACAAGGUCAUAACCCCACAGAAUUAGAAUAUCAAAAAGCUGUUGACAACUUUACCAGGUCCUGCGCUGGAUAUUGUGUGGCUACAUAUGUGUUGGGAGUGUGUGAUCGUCAUAAUGAUAACAUUAUGUUAAAGCAGUCUGGUCACAUGUUUCACAUUGACUUCAACAAAUUCUUGGGAGAUGCUCAAAUGUUUGGCAAUUUUAAAAGGGAUCGUGUUCCGUUUGUUUUGACCUCUGACAUGGCGUUUGUCAUCAACAAUGGAGAGAAACAGAGUGACAAGUUCCAGCUGUUUAUUGACCUCUGUUGUCAGGGAUUUAACAUCCUCAGAAGGAACGCAAACCUCUUCCUCAACUUAUUUGCUCUGGUAUACUUCAAUAUUAGAGAUCAAAUCAAUAUUGGCGAUGAGAUGUCAUUUUUUGAGUUAUCAAGGUCAGGGAUUCCCGGAGUGACGGAGGGAGCAGCUCGAUACAUACAGAGGGCGCUGUUACCUGGCCACACAGAGGCUCAGGCAACUGCCAUGUUUACAAGGAUGAUUGAGGACAGUUUGAAAUCAGUUUUCACACAGUUUAAUUUCUUUAUCCACAAUCUCGGUCAGAUGAAGUUUUCCAGUCAUCAAGAGGGUGCAUUACUAUCGUUUGUUCCUAAAACUUACAGUAUAAAUACAGAUGGUAAAAUUGAGAGUGUGGUUGUACACAGUUAUCAGAAGCGUUAUCAGCCUGAGAGACACUAUAUCUUUAUUUUCAAAGUGGAACGUGCAAACCAGAAAGUUCCAAUGUUUGUCUUUCGCCAUUAUUCAGAAUUUCUUGAAUUCCGAAACAAAAUGAUGGAUCUGUUUCCUCUGGCUUCCUGGCCUCCACCAUUAAGCAAGUUCCAGAUGGGGAGAUCACACGUGAAGAAACUAGCUGAAGCAAGAAAGCAGGAGAUGGAUCGAUUUGUUCAUGAGUUAUGGAGGAAGGCACCAGAAGUGUGUGAGAGUGACAUCGUGUACACAUUCUUUCACCCUCUGUUGAGAGAUGAACAGGAGGCACAGAAAGCCCGACUGAACAUUCCUAAACUGAGAGAGAGCCCGGUGGAACUUGUACCUAAGCGUUCACAGUUUGGGAUGUUGCAGCUCUCCAUUCAUCAUCGGAAGAAUGUAUUGCACAUCAUGAUAAUGCAUGCCAAAGACUUACCUGCCACUUCAGAACUGCCUAGUCCCUAUGUGAAAACAUAUCUACUGCCAGAUCCUGAUAAAGAGACCAAAAGGAAAACAAAGAUUAUCAAACAUUCCACACACCCUACCUUUAAUGAAGUGAUUGAGUAUAAAAUGAGUCUUGAUGAAUUGAAACAGAAAAUUUUACAAGUGAGUGUCUGGGACCAUGAUGUGCUGAAGGAGAACAAUCUCCUCGGUGCUGUUUACAUAAAAUUACGGGAGAUGGAUGUCUCGAAGGAAAUACCAAAAUGGUACAACCUGGAAAAAAUUCAAAUCACUAAUUCCAGCAUUGCAUAGCCAGACAAUGAAUAAAAUAUGUAAGCUGUGAAUUAUGGUUUUACUUUCUGUAUAUUAAGGGCAUUGGUAAGUUACAUGUACAAGGGAAAAAAAAAGAUAACUUUGAAACCUAAAAAAUUAUUAGGUUUUAUGAUAAACAAAUUAGUGUGUUUGGCAAUUGAUAUAAGGGUACCAGUUGUUUUACCCUUUCUUCAAUAUAUAAAUGCUGGCCUGAGGAAAUUCAGUGUUAUAUGAUUUAGAUCUCAAUAGUUAGGGUAGCUGAUUAGAUAAAUGCUCAGGACAUUUAUAUAAUACUCCAUAUAUGUACACCUGCAUAAGAUUCUUAAGUCAAAAUUGAACUCUGUGCAUAAUCUUUAACAGUAGUUACCUGUACUGUAAACCAAUAAUUAUUUGCUUUCUUUUCGUGAUUUUUUAGUUUGGAAUCCAUCUGCAGCAAGUUAUUUUCACACCAAAGCAAUAUUGCAUAAAAGUACAUACAUGUAGGUGAAUAAUUGGUUUGCUACAAGAAAUAUUCUUGUGUAAAUGUAGGUAACGAAACUUGUGGAUAUUUUUCACUCAGGAAUAGAAGUUGGUUUACAGUAUGUCAUUUCAAAUUCAGUACAAUUUUUAAGUGAAAUAAAACAAAUAUGAAGUUGCUCUAAUUUUUUGGAGAUUAUUAUUUUUUUUUAAAGUAUUGUUUAAUUUAUACAUAAAGUUCAUUUUUGACUCAAGAAAAUAAGCCAAAAGAAAAAUUCCACCAAAAUCCAGGAAUCUUGCCAGUGUCCUUCAUAAACUUAGAAAAAAAGAAAUGAUUUUAUUUUAUUAGCUAAGUCAUUGAUUUGAUGGGUCUUCUUCAUUAACUUGUAGUAUGACUUUAGAUAAACAUGUUAAUGUUGUGAUCAAAAUGGCUUCUUCCAUAAGUGCUUCCUUGGGUGAACAUUUUGCUCAAAUCAACUGUUCAGCCACUAGUUUUUUUUAACACUUUAAGUCCACGGGUACAUUAAAAUUAUUGUGUUGUGUUUCAAAGAACAUGUAUCGUAUGUAGUAUUUAAUGUAUGUAUACAUUUUUCUUAAAUGUUUUAUUUUUGAUUGUGAUUUAGUCUGGAAUUGAAUUCUAUCAAAAAUAAUUUGGAAUGGUUUCGUGUGAAAAUAAAGAUGUUCAAAAAAGAGCCAUUUAAUUUGUUUACAUUCCUUUAAAAUUCACGAGAAAUGCCAGAUAUACAUCAAGAUGCAUUUUGACUUAGAAGACAUUAAAAUUUAAAUACAUGGCAAUGGUUUCCGUGUUAAUCAUAUUUUUUUUUGGUAAAUUAGAAAUCACAUCUUUACACAUGUAAAUAAUUUAAAGACAAAGAUUCAAAAGUAGUUUUAUCUAUAUCUUGUAUUUUUAAAGUAUUAAAUUUACAAUAUACUGUAUUCAUAACAAGUUUUCUGCAUGAAUAUUGUUAUACAUAAUUUGUGAUAUGGUAAUUAUUUAUAUACAUGUAUGUAAAUGUUAAUGAAUGAAAGUAGUGAAUAGCUAGAAUAUUUUGUUCAUUUCAUCGUGAUUUUUUGUUCAUUUCAUUGUGAUUUGUUGGUCAAUUUUUUUUUCAAAUGUUUUAGAAAUGAAAUUGUUGUUUGCACAAUGCUUCAUUUUUUGUUGAUCAUAUACUGGUAACUUGUCUGUCUUUUUGUCUAUUUACUAUCUGUUAACAACAAGUUUCUAAAUGCAAUAUUUUUAGAAGCACUAUAGACAAAGAUGUUUUAAUGCUAUUUUGUAUAGGAAGACAUGCUGUACAUGUAUAUGACAAUUUUGAAUACUAUCUCGGACUAAAAAAAGGGAACCUGCUGAAAUUGGUGAAUAUUCACUAAAGAAUGUUUUGUUUGUGUGGAGUCCAAAACAGUAGUGCUGUACUGAACGAUUUUUCAGGGACUUUUUCCUUUUUUCGAUGUGUGUCUAAAUUUUGUACAUAAAUUUAGCAUUUCUCUUGUAAAAUAUUUAAAUGUCAUGCUUGCUUUUUAACAAGCAUUUGUACAUGUUUAUUUAUUCAUUUUGUUUAGCAUUUUGGCUGUUGUACAUUACUCUUUAUUUUCUUGAGAUGUGAUUAUUAAGUUUUUAUCUAGUCUUAAAUCUAUAUUUCUGUGCUCUGAUUUCAGUAAUUUAAUUAUUUAUGUGGUAGGGGAGGGCUACAAAACAAUAGUGCUGAU